AUGGAUGAGUCUCUGAGGCACAUCAAGCCAAACCCAAUCCUGAAAGCAAAUGUUCUCUCCAGGGUUCUUUUCUGGUGGUGUAAUCCAGUAUUCAAAAAGGGCUAUAAGGCACCGCUGGAAGAAUCUGACCUGUAUAAUGUGUGCCCAUCAGAUGCAUCAGAAUAUCUAGGCAACAGGCUAGAGAGUGAGUGGAUUAAGCAGCUGAAGCUUGAGGAAAAAGGCAAGAGGCCCAGUCUGCUGCGAGCACUGUUUAACACAUUCGGUGUGCACUACAUUUUAGUUGGCUUUAUGGUGCUUCUUGAGGAAACAACAAAAGUCAUCCAGCCUCUGCUCCUGGGGGGCCUCAUACGCUACUUCACCCCCAACGCUCCCAUCAGCAAGUUUGAGGCCUGGAUGUAUGCCCUCGGUGUCUCUCUGUGUGCCAUAGUCCUGGCAGUGGCUCACCAUCCUUACUUCUUUUGGGUGCAGAGGAUCGGCAUGCGAAUGAGGAUUGCCUGUUGUUCACUUAUGUACAGGAAAUGCCUUAGACUGAGCAACAAAGCCAUGGGUGAAACAACAGUAGGCCAGAUUGUCAAUCUCAUGUCUAAUGAUGUCAACAGAUUUGACCAGGCAGUCAUAUUUCUUCACUUCUUAUGGGUGGGCCCACUGCAAGCCUUGGCCGUGUUGAUCAUCCUAUGGCAUGAAAUAGGCCCAUCUGUUCUGGCUGGUUUCUUUGUGCUGCUGUUGUUGAUUCCAGUACAAGGAUUCAUGGGAAAACUCUUCUCAAAGCUCAGGCGCAAGACAGCCAUCCACACAGAUGAGAGGGUCAAGGUUAUGAAUGAGAUUAUCUCUGGCAUGAGAGUCAUUAAGAUGUACUGUUGGGAGAAACCAUUUGGAGACCUGGUUGAGAAGAUUAGGAGGCUUGAGAUUAAGAGAGUGCACUCGACGCGAACAGCACAGGCAAGCAUUGUUGCCCCGUUUUUUAGCUCUUCCAAACUGGCAAUUUUCUGCACUUUCAUCGCACUGGUUACCACCGGAGAAGCAGUCACAGCAUACAGAAUCUUUGUCACCAUUGGUCUGUUCCAAGCAUUGCAGACGUCCACCACUCUGUUCAUUCCCCUUGCCAUCCAACAGAUAGCAGAAGUCAGGGUGGUGAUUUCUCGGGUUGAG
This is a messenger RNA of Candidula unifasciata, 1149 nucleotides long. Lineage: Eukaryota; Metazoa; Mollusca; Gastropoda; Stylommatophora; Geomitridae. The record is from the annotation of a GenBank genome assembly.